Messenger RNA from Telopea speciosissima, 1607 nucleotides. RefSeq lists its product as uncharacterized. Gene Ontology annotation, molecular function: calcium ion binding; 3'-5'-RNA exonuclease activity. The transcript has 11 exons. The record is from RefSeq and is a predicted model, not a curated record. NCBI's taxonomy places the organism in Eukaryota, Viridiplantae, Streptophyta, Magnoliopsida, Proteales, Proteaceae. Bases 91 to 1455 code for a protein of 454 amino acids.
UUCCUUUUUGUCAAUUGGUUCUCCCGUAGCUCGACCGCCAUAUCGUCGUCCUUACGGAAACAACAGCUGCGACCGCACCCAGAACCAGAUAUGGUGGUGGCUUCUAAUUCGGACAAGACCAAUUCAACUAAACAGGAUGGCAAGCUUCAAGGGAGGAUUUCAAUAUUAGGGAGCCAAGCGGCGACGACGGACCCUUGCAUUUCCUGCACUACUUUCAACAUCCUUGCUCCUAUCUAUAAGAGACUUGAUACUGAGAAUCAGAGCCUUCGUGAAAGCCAGUACAGGGUUUACUGGCUUACGAGGAACCAGAGCAUAUUAGAUUGGUUGUUGUGCGAGAGAUCCUCCAUAAUUUGUCUUCAGGAAUUUUGGGUUGGAAAUGAAGAGCUUGUCCAUAUGUAUGAGAAUAGGAUCAGUGAUGCUGGUUAUAUCAAUUUCAAGCUUGCACGGACUAACAAUCGAGGAGAUGGUCUGUUCACUGCUGUGAAUAUGGACUACUUCAGGGUUGUAAACUAUCGAGAGUUGCUCUUUAAUGACUUUGGAGACCGUGUUGCUCAACUUUUGCAUGUUGAAUCAGUAGUUCCCUUUUCACAAAGCUGGAGCAGCUAUAUUCAGCCAGAAAUUCUAAUUGUCAACACCCAUUUGUUGUUUCCGCACAAUUCUAGUUUGUCUAUUGUACGGUUACAUCAGGUCUACAAAAUUUUGCAGUAUGUGGAAACUUAUCAGAAGGAAAACAAGCUUAAACCUAUGCCCAUCAUACUCUGCGGUGACUGGAAUGGGAGCAAGCGUGGGCAUGUCUACAAGUUCCUUAGGUCACAGGGGUUUGUAUCAUCUUAUGAUACUGCUCAUCAGUAUACCGACAGUGAGGCUGAUGCACACAAGUGGGUUAGCCACCGCAAUCAUCGGGGCAACAUUUGUGGUGUAGAUUUUAUAUGGCUUCUUAACCCUGAUAAAAACCAGAAACCGCUAAGGAGAAGUUGGAGUGAAGCAGUUUUUGGUAUUAUCAAGUCUCAGCUUCGCAAAUCUUCUCUUGCAGAAAGUGAUGCAUUUGCAUUUCUGAAGGCUGAUAGCCAUGGUGAUUAUAUUACCUAUAUAGGUUUCUGUGAAGCACUUGGUCAGCUAGGUUUAACUGGGCAUCCUCAUGGACUGAGCAUUCAAGAGGUGAACGAUUUGUGGACCCAUGCUGACACAGAUGAAAAUGGUGCUGUAGACUAUAAAGAAUUUCAGCAACGAAUAUGGGAUUCUACAAAAACAGCGGAAGAUCUCAAUGACAGAAGAGAGGAUGUAACGAGGGACACAGAAAAGCAAGCCAUCGGUUUAAAUGUGAAGAAUGCAGUACUCUUCCCUCCUGAAGUGGAGAAAGGAAUGUGGCCUGAGAACUAUUCUCUGUCUGAUCAUGCACGACUAACUGUUGUUUUCUCACCUGCAAGGAUGCCAUGUUCCCUAUCAAUCUGUUAACCCUUGGUAAAUCCUUGUAUAACUGUAAAAACAUGGGGGGGGGGGUGGAAAGAAGAAGGGAGAAAAAAGAAAAGGAAAAAAAAUGAUCGGAGGUAUUGUGUGUACAUUCUAAAUAUGAUUUCUAGUAAUGAAAGCCCAUUUAGCAACUGCAU